This is a messenger RNA of Balearica regulorum gibbericeps (East African grey crowned-crane), 1020 nucleotides long. The record is from RefSeq and is a predicted model, not a curated record. NCBI's taxonomy places the organism in Eukaryota, Metazoa, Chordata, Aves, Gruiformes, Gruidae.
AUGCAGAACCUGUCACUAGUAGAAAGUCUUACCAACACAGACACAUCUCACCGGAAGUCUCUGAAAGACCUAGCAGUUGAAGUAGGUGGUAUGUGUCUCCAUGAAAGUGACUGUAACUUGAAUGAAAGGACAAAUAAUGAAGAAAUUAGUAAUCUUGAAGUAAUGCAGCAAAGCCUCCCUGUAGUGAAUAGCAGAGGAAGAAGUUGUGAGGGAUGUUCUGAGAGCAGUUACAGUACCUCAGAACCCAGUAGUUCCUGGGGUGACUUUGAAGGCUUCAGAGAGUCCUCAGACAAAUCAGAGAGAUUCAGUCAUGAUCUUGAAGUUUUGGUAAAGUCAACAAAAACUCGGAGAGGUGAUAGGGAUGUAAGCAGCGGGCAUUGUAACGCUUCUGCUGGUCACUUUUGUUCUGAGCCAUCUCUACACAGUGGGAUACAGGAGGCUCCGAGCUCUCUAAAUGAGGCAAACCACAGCUAUGAGGAUAUAUUUAAGGUGGGCUUUCCAGAAGUCUUUGUAUCACAGUCCAGAGAGAACAUAAGAAGCUUAGAUCAAGUACUUGAUACAAAUAAUGAAGAUGUUGGGAAUCCUGAAUGUGUGAAGAAUCAACUUUGCAUUGAUUCUGGAAACAUAUGGAGAACACUUAGAGACUUUGAUAAUACCACCAGCUUAAGACAUCCCUGGAGUAAAUCUCAUUGCCAAGAAAACCUCUUGAGUGUUCUUGGAAUAGAUGCAAAUGAAAAGGACUUUUUGGAGAGCCAAGAUGACAUUUUUGAGGAAUCAAAUGUUAAAGAUAAUGAAGACUUCAGAUUUGAUGGAUUCAAUAUUAAUGACUGCAAAGCACUGAUCCAGACCAAGCUUUCUGUAUCACCGGAUUCCAGACAUGGUCAUCUUUUUACCUGUAACCUCUUUUUGAAAACCACACCGUCAAAUGGAAACAUGCAAUAUAUAACAAUCCCAAGGAAAAAGCACAUUUUUGCUACACAAAACCUAAAACCGAAAUUUUUCAGUAGUGAUGUUUGUUGA